UUCGUUGUUAUCAGAGCGAUAGAGAUAGAGAGAGAGAGAGAGAGGAUGGUGACGAAGGAACAGGUCGAAGCUUCGCUGACUUCGAAACUCAAGCCUAUUCAUCUCGAAGUCACUGACAUAUCUGGAGGUUGCGGUUCGAGUUUUGAGGUUGAGGUUGUCUCUGAGCAGUUCGAAGGGAAGAGAUUGCUAGAGAGGCACCGUAUGGUGAAUGCUGCACUGGAAGAAGAAAUGAAGGAGAUUCAUGCUCUUUCUAUUAAGAAAGCUCAGACUCCACAACAAUGGAAGCCGUCACAAGACUCUGCUACCCAACCCAAAGAUGCUUGAACUUAAGGCCUUUUGUGAGAAAAGACCACCAGAGGUUGACUAUGUUUGAUACUUUUGUGGUUACUUGCAAAUCUACAAUUUCAGCUUAAUUUCUUUUAAAACUGGUUUCGGUUGGGCUCGGAUAAGGUUGAACAUCCAUAACUUCAAUAUAUAAAGGAUUUUUAACAUAAAA
Messenger RNA from Eruca vesicaria subsp. sativa (arugula), 496 nucleotides. The record is from the annotation of a GenBank genome assembly. NCBI's taxonomy places the organism in Eukaryota, Viridiplantae, Streptophyta, Magnoliopsida, Brassicales, Brassicaceae.